Rhodofomes roseus is the source of this 2805-nucleotide messenger RNA. RefSeq lists its product as uncharacterized. NCBI's taxonomy places the organism in Eukaryota, Fungi, Basidiomycota, Agaricomycetes, Polyporales, Fomitopsidaceae. Bases 1 to 2805 code for a protein of 934 amino acids. The transcript has 4 exons. The record is from RefSeq and is a predicted model, not a curated record.
AUGCCUCACUCGCUGAAGUUCGACAACACUUACUGGCAAGACAUCCUGCCUGACGAAGUACGGAAGGCUCCCGACGAUGAACGUAUUCAUUUGCUCGCAUCGCUUCUUGUGUUCCUCAAUGUCCCUGUCCACCGCUUCCUUGGCUUCAUCUUUUCGAGUGACCACGAGGUUGUGAAGAUUCGUGUUGGCCAAUUCAUGGGCUAUCACAAGUCGAUGUUCAAUCCCGAGGAUCGCUUCCAACCGCUCGGCUUGUUCAAGAUGUGGCACGAGAAGUGGCCAAAGUCGAGGACGAACCUGAUGGAACUAAUUGUCCAGCCAUAUGCGAGGGACAUAGCUCUGUCUGAGAGCAACCGUGUUAUCCGAGACCGUCAACUGCAGAUCCGGUUGAGCAAACUCACCGUGAACGGCAUCCGGAAUCUUCUCGCGCCUGGGAACGUCGCGAUGCGGCUAGAGGAGCUGGCCCCAUUCACGUCUAGCCUCCUCCAUGUCUUCAGUGCUUCUCCGAACGAGUAUCGCAGUGUGGUGCUCACCAAGAGAAAGGGUCGCAGAGGCCAGGACGAUCAGACGAGGGGUGGCGCACAAGAUGAUGAAGACUCGGAUGGGUGGGAGAGUGGCGAAGAGGUUGAAGAAGACUCGCCUGGCGAAGGAAUGGCACCAGACGGAGAGGAGCCUAGGUUUGGAACUCAGUGGCGAAGGGUUUAUGAAGGCUUCUCGCGCAACCCUAGCUUUGCGGUGCUUGUUGCUAUCGCGUUGCUCGCGUUGGUUCGCAAUCGUGCCACAAAUGUGCUAGCCUUGCCGUUCGGGCUGUUCCUUGGUAUUUCGGGCACGAGCUCCCGGGUUCUAUCGGUCCUGAGCGAUAUGGGGCUGUCAGUAUCCAUCACGACCAUCGAACGACUGAAGGAGCAGAUUUCGAACGAUGCUGCACAGCAUGCUAUCAAUUUGCUGAAAAGCGACACAAUGUUCUGCGUCAUCCUCGACAAUAUCGAUAUCUAUCUGCGGAAAUUCCAAGAACGUAUCACGAACCGUAACGCGAUGAUACACGCCACGAACGUUGCGGUCAUUGCAAUCAACAAUGCAGACGCAGCUGCCCUGAAUCUGCAGUCAAAGCUGGACUUACGUGGCAAGCGCAUGACCGCACAUUUUGACGACAUCCGACCAACAGAGGAUGAUGGUAACCAUAUGCGAGUUGCGUUCGAAGGGCUGGUCGCAGGGAUGCUGGUGCGGUACGCCCCUGGAAGCAAGAGCUGGGAGGACCGUCAGCAGUGGCUGGAUACUAUUGAAGGAUAUAUGCCGAAGGACCGUCCAUUACCGCCCGUGGUGACAGAUACGCGCCCUCUUGGCGUGGUGGACGUCAACUCAGGCUCGAAGAAGGGGGUCAUCGAGGCACUGCAGGAAAUCCAGGAGAAGUCAACAGUUCCGAGGGAGAAGUGGUCAGAGCAGCCACGUGUAUUCCAAGGCGACUGGCUUACAGUGUCAAAUCUGCGAGCUGCGCGGCGGGAGCGCGUCGAUGAUGUAGAUGCGAUGGAGCGUCUGGAGUAUGUUGAAGAAGUCAGCGCGCUAUGGCAUUUUGCGCUGAAUUCGACCCACAUGAUCAUGCGUGUCCACUUCGGGAAUGCCGUUACCGACCACGCAUCGCUCGCGAAGCACAAGGGGCUUCUCCAGCGUACGUGGGACGCGAAGAAGCCCAAUUACGCCGCAGCAAAGGCGCUGAUUCGCCAUUCACUGAUAGCACGUCUGCUUCACUGUGUAAUGGUCAUUGAAGGCUUCAAAAGGUGGUCAGACUUGACGAAGUGGAAGCCGGACCUGGACGACAUCCAAAGAAUAGCGCGGGAGAUAGUGAGGCGGUACUCCACUGCCGGGGUGGCCCUGACUCAGGCGCAAGCCGCUGGGGACGAUUGGUUCGCACACGAAGUGUACUUCAUGCGAGAUGCGCUCUUCUUCUGCCGCUUCGAACAUGCGGUCAGUAUCGCGGAUGCCGGAGCUGUCUUACGGGUGUUGAAGUACUGGGCUUUCGCAUUCCGCGGGGCCGGUCAACACAACUACGCAAGAGAGUGUGUUGACUUACUGAUACGAUGGAAAUACGAGACAACAGAUGCAAUGCGCGCAGUCCUGGAGAAAGCGUGGUUUGUGAACCGGUGGGGCAAGCCCGGUCGAUGGAUCGCUGCGGACCUAUAUUUGGAGCAGUGUAACUACUGGGUCAAGCGUGUUUACAUAGCCCAUGGCAAUGGGGUGUCGAUUGACUACAUCAUGAAGAAAGGGUCUGCAUGCGUUGAAGCAUUCCGCUUGACCUCUCACCUUUUUGCGAACUUCUUUGGAGACCCCGACCGGCACAGACGUUCGAAGGAAAUUGCCUUCAUCAAUGACAUGCGCAUCUUGGUCGAGGGCAUGAUCGUCGAUGGUGCGCAUGUUGUGGCCGCUGGCAAGCACCAUGUGCCUGCAGCUACAUCGUCAAGGGGCAAAGGAAAGAAGAAAGCUGAUUCGCCGCGUCGCUCUGCCGUUGCAGAUGUUAUGAGUCUCGGAGCGGAGAUAUGGCAGAAUGGAAAGUUCACAGAUUACGUACAGAGCACUGCAUACGACCGAGAGCUAGGGUAUCCCAUUGCAUCUGGAGAACUUGCUAAUUCACGGAGCAAUGACCAUUCCACGCCAUUCCACACAGACACUGCAUUUGACAGUCAAGAUAAUCCACUACAAUACGAUAGCUAUGUUGACUUACAUGGAGACUCAGACGAUCACACUACAAACGGUAGCACGUCAGGGGGGCUCGGUGGCGGUGGAGAGUUUGCAACGGGAACAGAAAAUGACUGA